Molecule: messenger RNA, 1748 nt
Organism: Capsaspora owczarzaki ATCC 30864
Lineage: Eukaryota; Filasterea; Ministeriida; Capsasporidae
Product: checkpoint and tumor suppressor protein 2
Exons: 2
Coding region: 99-1538 (479 amino acids)
Biological process (GO): protein phosphorylation
Molecular function (GO): ATP binding; protein kinase activity; protein binding
Source: RefSeq, a predicted model, not a curated record
UUUCUGAGUGGAGCAGAGAUCACACUUGUUCUUUUCUUCCAGUUGAUCUCUCAUUGCCCUCCAUUCCCCCAGUUUCCAUCCAAGUCCAGAACAAACAAAUGUCGUCGUCGCUUGAGGAAGUGAAUCCGACGCCCGAGGUUGGCAUGACGCAGGAGCUGCACUCGCCGCCGGACGCCGACAUCAAUGAGGUUGAGCGGCCCUGGGCUCAGCUUCUUCCACUGCACCAAGACUACCACUCCAUCGACCUGAUCGCUGCCAGCUACGUAUUCGGCCGUCACACUUCGUCCGAUUUCCUCUUGAAAGACCCGUCGGCGAGCAACACGCACUGCAGAAUCUUCCAGGAGAUGGACGACCAAGGGUCGAGCAUGCUCGCCUUCCUCGAGGACCUGUCGUCGAACGGAACGUUCAUUAACGACCGCAAGGUGGGCAAGGGCAAGCGCCAGGUCUUGAAUCACGGCGACGAAAUUAGCGUGGCGCACCCCAAGCGCAAGAUUUAUUCCUUCCACGAUCUCUCGAACGCAGCUGAUCGCGACACUCUGACCGACUGCGAUGAGAUUAACGCACGCUUUGGUUUGCGGAAAGUGCUUGGGCGCGGCGCGUCUGGCGAGGUCAAGCUGGCCGUCGACCGCGCGACGGGCGAGCAGUUUGCCGUCAAAAUCAUUCCAAAGAGCAAGGCCAACACGCCAAAGCAAAAGGAGAGCGUCCUGUCUGAGGGCCGCAUUUUGAGCACCAUCUCGCAUCCCAGCAUCAUCCGCGUGUUUGACAUGUUCGAGACACCCAACACUUUCUACAUUGUGCUCGAGCUCGUGAACGGUGGCGAGCUGUUUGAUCUCAUUGUCAAGGAGAGCAAAUUCAAGGACGCCGAGGCCAAGUUCCUCUUCCGCCAAAUGCUGCUGGCCGUCAAGCUGCUGCACGACAACGACAUUGCGCAUCGCGAUCUAAAGCCCGAAAACAUUCUCAUCACGCAAGUGGACGACGACACUCUGAUCAAGCUCAGCGACUUUGGGCUUGCAAAGCUUGUUGGAGAUGCCAACCAAUUCAGAAUGCAGACGCUUUGCGGCACCCCCAACUAUCUCGCACCCGAGGUCUUGAUUGGCGCCGGCCAGAAGGCCUACAGCAACGUUGUCGACAUGUGGUCGCUCGGUGUCAUUCUAUUUAUCUGUCUCUGCGGCUAUCCCCCGUUCUCGGAGGAGAUUACAACCCACACCCUGCACGAGCAAAUUACCAAGGGCAUUCUGAACUUUAUUCCAGAGUACUGGAAGAACGUGUCGCCCGAUGCCGUCGACCUGAUCAAGCAACUGAUUCAGGUCGACCCCAGCAAGCGUCUUACUGCCGCCGCCGCCCUCGAGCACCCUUGGCUGCAAGACGAGGCUGUCACUGCCCGCGUCGACGACCUGUAUCGCCGCGUGGCUGCUCGUAGCGUUGCCCCCGCCGCUCCAGUGGCUGAGGCUGUUUCUCGCAGCAAGCGACCUCACGAAGAAGAUGACGCAGAGGACGAGGCCAACCCUGUGGCCGUCUCCAAGAAGCCGCGCAACUGAGUGUUGCAUUUUGAAUAGAACUGCUCGAGAUUGGAUGUAUUUUUUUUUUCGGUUGCUUUGUUUUCCUUGUGGGGUGGCCCUUAGCUUGGUCUCGUUGAUUGGUUGUGUGCACCUCGCUUUGGUUGGUGUCCUCCCCCCGCUCCCAUCCCCGCUUCUCUUCUGAGUGAGCAGUGUUGUAUUUUUGUUUGAUCAAUGAAUGAAGAAAAUGUG